AUGACCCUUCACGAGUUCUCGAGAGAGAUAGUGUGCCUGGCUUUUCCUCUAACAUUGAAGGGCGCGGCAAGAGGAUGGUUCAAGUCGUUGCCCCUAGGGUCCAUAGACGGAUUUCAAGAGCUAGCUUGCCUAUUCUUGGCACAAUUCAUGGCAAGUAAGAAGAGGAAACAACCAGUGGCAUAUCUCUUGACAGUCAAGCAACGCGACAACAAGAGUUUGAAAGCGUACUUGUCUCGAUUCAAUAAAGAGCAAAUGACAACAGAUGACCAAAAUGAGAAAAUCAUAUUGGCUACCCUACUGGGAGGCAUCUGGGCAAAGAGCCAUGUUGGGGAGUUUUUCCCUAGGCUUGGGGGCCUUACCCAAUAUCCAGAAGCCUGA
Messenger RNA from Carya illinoinensis, 378 nucleotides. RefSeq lists its product as uncharacterized. The record is from RefSeq and is a predicted model, not a curated record. Lineage: Eukaryota; Viridiplantae; Streptophyta; Magnoliopsida; Fagales; Juglandaceae. The coding region runs from base 1 to 378 and encodes 125 amino acids. The transcript has a single exon.